AUGCCAACAAAUCCUAGCUUCAAUUGGCUGCGAUUGCAGAAUGUUUAUUACGAUAUAAGAACUUGCUAUGCUCCUCUAAGCUGGUCAAUUGAAAAUUUGUAUUCGAAUUAUAGGAUAUCAUUUGCAUCAAACACUACAUUGAUUGCCAUUGCCUCCAAUUCAGUACCACAUCCAAACCUCGUUGAAGUAUACAGUCUAAGUGGCAACAAGGUAACAUCAGUGAUAUAUAAUAGUACACCAACUGACUAUAUUCAUGACUUUCAUUUUUGCAAGGAGGAUCUAGUGUUGAUCCUAAACGAUGGGAGAUUUAGAUACUACCAAGAUUUGGUAGGGAAUUUCAAUGAGUAUCGAUUCACUCAGGAUUUGAUCAAAUUGGAUAAUAUGACAUCCAAUGGAAAGAGCAGCAAUGGGUCUGCUAUAGAGUCCAACAGGAUGAUCACCAAUCUUGAAAAUGACGAGACAGAAGAGAUAAUUAAUAUCAGAGAAACGCAAACGUCUGAGAGCUACUUGGUAGUCAGACUUGAUAACAAGCUCAUUUUGACGGACUUAGACUCGUUUCAGAACUAUGAAAUUGAAAUCUCUAGUUGUUCAUCAAAUGGUAUCGAAGGAAUGACCAUAAGCGAGGGUAAGAAAAGCGUAAUCAUCUACAUUGCUUGUCAAAAGACAAUUCUAGUCUUGAAGAUUGAUUUUGGUCUCUCUAGCUUUGAGCUUGUUGAUCAAGAGCUAACUGACGGACCAUUCAAUAGCAUCUCCAUCUCACCAAACGGACAAUUAGCAGCAUUGCACAAUAUAUCAUUCAACAAAGUCUUUGUUGUUAGUAGCUCAUUUGAUCAAAUCCUUUUGGAAUAUGACACGUCAAACGACUCAAGCUCACCAUACCAAGUAACAUGGUGUGGAAAUGAUGCAAUUGCUUUAUCUUUGAAAGAUGAAAUAAAGUUGAUAGGUCCAGACCAACAAUCAAUAUCAUUCUUUUACGAUAUUGAUGAAGAUGAUGACUUUGAUCUUGACAAUUUGCUACUAAAGGACUCUGUGAAAUAUGAUUUGCAAUAUACAAUCCCCAUCAUUCAAACAUUGUCUGAUGGUUUGAGGGUUGUAACUAGAGAAAAGGUGCAAUUUUUGUACCGAGUACCAGAGAAAACCGUAGCAAUGUAUCAAAUUGGAUCCAACAGCCCUAGUAGUAUAUUGGCCGAUUGUGUUAACAAAUUCAGUCUGAAUGCAGCAAAAGCCCAUGCAAACAUCACGCUUCUAAAGUCAGACGAUGUGCUUUCUAUCGCUAUGGAUGAUGCCCUCCAAGUUGCCCUUGAUGAGCUUGACACAAGCUGGCAGAAGAAAGCAUUAAAAGCUGUGACAUUUGGAAAAGUGUACGCCGAGGGUGCAUUUGAUGCAGACAAAUACGUGGCCGUGCUAGACACUGUCAAAGUUUUAAAUCAACUAAGGGCACAUGAGUUGGGCUUGUUUUUAACAUAUCUGGAGGUGCAAAGUAUCGGUUGGAAAGAAGUAGUCAAAAUGCUUCUACGAAGAAACCAACACUACCUAACCUUGCGGAUUACUAGGGCUCUUUGCUUAAAAGACUUGGUGCCGUUAAUUUACAUCCAUUGGUGUUGUUAUAAGAUACGAAAAGAGCUGGGCUUGUCGGACGUGCAGUUGUUCAAGAUUAUCGUUGACAAAUUGCUAUCUGCAUCAAACAAGAGAAGAAACUACAUAUCGAUUGAUAUGAUAUCAGAUGUGGCACACGAAGAAGGAAGGGUCAUUUUAACAAACUUGUUAAUUGAUCUAGAGCCCUCCAUUACUAACAAAAUAAAGAAACUAGUCGAUUUUGGUGAGAUUGAACUUGCCUUGGUCAAAGCAUUUCAGUCUGGUGAUUAUUCUUUAAGUCUUCUCAUGCUCAUGCGUGUUCAGGACAGUCUUCCCACAUCUGACUUUUUUGAGAUCUUGAAUCAAAACGAAAGCAAGCAUUAUAACCCAACUAUUCAGAAAGAAUUGCAGACCAUGAAUGUGGAAAUACCAACUGAAACCAUUCCCAUCAAAGGGGAAGUUAUAGGUCAUACUUGGUUAGAAUCAAUUGGAAAAUCGCACCUCAAAUUAAUGGAGAAGUUUCUCACUCACGAAGAUAAAACCCAUGAAAUGAAUAUACUAAAGUUGAAAGAGUUUUCCAGGACUUUCCCUGUUGGCGAAGGCGAAGAGUACUACAACAGCUAUAAAAAGUUACUAACAAAGUGCUUACGAAGGUCAGUCCGAACCACCACUAUGAAAGCCAUUGAAAGGGAACUUAAAAUCCUCGAACUUCAAAAUAGGCUAGGAAAGACAUACCUCACCAAUUUCUAUUCUGAAAAAUCAUUGUUAUCAAUUUUAACCAAAUUGAUCAAGAUGAAUCAAAUCAAACCUGCAAGUAAAAUCGUCAAGGAGUUUUCAAUAUCUCAAGAAAAAUUUUGGCAUUUGGUGUUGAAUACAUACUCACAAGCACAUGAAUUUGAUAGAUUAUAUGAAUUUGUAUUUGGAUCAUUAGAUGCAUCAAUGGGGAAAUCGCCCAUUGGAUUUGAACCAAUCAUUGAAGCUGGAUUUGCCAAUAAUGCACCUAAGGAGCACAUAUCUGCGUACAUUCGUAAUUCAGUUAAGUACAAAUAUGAUGAAAAAGUUCGAUUAUUUAUAAGAAAUGAGGACUAUGAAUCGGCAGCUCAAGAGGCCUUCAAAAAUAAAGAUAUUGAAAUCCUUCGAAAUUUACAACAUAAUGUCCCUAAUGCGGAUACGAAAGCUUUACAAAUUAUAAAAUCCAGUAUUCAAAAGUUAGGUUAUUAG
Lodderomyces orthopsilosis Co 90-125 is the source of this 2796-nucleotide messenger RNA. RefSeq names its product tethering complex subunit (gene VPS16). Gene Ontology annotation, molecular function: actin binding. NCBI's taxonomy places the organism in Eukaryota, Fungi, Ascomycota, Pichiomycetes, Serinales, Debaryomycetaceae. Gene Ontology annotation, biological process: vacuole fusion, non-autophagic; intracellular protein transport; endosomal transport. The coding region runs from base 1 to 2796 and encodes 931 amino acids. The record is from RefSeq and is a predicted model, not a curated record. Gene Ontology annotation, cellular component: endosome; HOPS complex; cytoplasm. The transcript has a single exon.